AUGCCUGGAAAAGACGCUGGUACUCCCCGUGUCUUCCUCUACCGACAUGGUCAAACCGAGUGGUCCAAGAACGGACGCUACACCGGUGUCACCGAGCUUGAGCUCCUCAAGGAUGGCGAGAAUCAGGUUCGCGCCUCUGGCAAGAUUAUCGUUGGGUCGGGUAAAUUGAUUGAUCCCGCCAACCUUGCCCAUGUCUACAUCAGUCCUCGCAGGCGUGCAAUGCAGACUUUCGAGAUUGCUUUUGAUGAUGCCGAUCAAAAGACUCUGCGAGAUGCCAACAAAAUCUCCCAGACCGACAGGAUUGCCGAAUGGGACUACGGUCUUUACGAAGGCAUGUUGACAAAGAACAUUCGUACUUUGCGAAAGGAGCACGGUCUCGAUGCCGAGAAGCCUUGGGACAUCUGGCGCGAUGGAUGUGAGAACGGAGAGUCUGCCCAGCAGGUGACAGACCGCCUUGAUGACCUCAUUCGGGAGAUUCGUUCCAUUCAGAAGGAUAACAUGCACGGCGAGAACCCAUCCGAUGUUCUCCUUGUCUCCCACGGUCAUCUUCUUCGUGCCUUCACCAAGCGUUGGCUUGGAUAUCCUAUGGAAUUCCCUCUUUCCUUGAUGCUUGACCCUGGCGCUGUUGGUGUUCUCAGUUACCAACACCACAACAUCGAUGAGCCCGCUAUGCUGGUGGGAUAUGGCUUCCCUGUCGAGGAGGAAUAG
Messenger RNA from Penicillium nucicola, 708 nucleotides. RefSeq lists its product as uncharacterized. NCBI's taxonomy places the organism in Eukaryota, Fungi, Ascomycota, Eurotiomycetes, Eurotiales, Aspergillaceae. The coding region runs from base 1 to 708 and encodes 235 amino acids. The transcript has 4 exons. Gene Ontology annotation, biological process: ribose phosphate biosynthetic process. Gene Ontology annotation, molecular function: sedoheptulose-bisphosphatase activity. The record is from RefSeq and is a predicted model, not a curated record.